CGUCAAUCGCCCGCAGAUGCAGCUAUGACGGCUAGUCCCGAUUGACCGUAUUCAUUGAUUCAUUCUUUCUAUUCAGGGACAUUUACUUUUCUAUUGUGUUUAUAGCGCAUGAGGUCUUUCCUUCAGCGCUACCUCCUUUCACUCUAGUCCCCAACACACAUCAGGGCGCCGUUACUGCACGCAACCAACCACGACAACAGGUGCCUCCCCAUCACAAACCAUCGACCGACCAGCGAACUGCGACAACGCCCGAACAUCCUCCUGUAUUAAAUCUCAUACACCCAAGGGAAACAGGGCCUGACUCUGGACGAGUCGGAGCGGAGGAUACACGGGCAGAAUGACAGAACCGCGAAUGAGGUUGCGGCAGAAAGGACAGCAGUUUCCGACGCAGGAUUUAGAGCAGUUCCUCAUCGCGUUUGGCGAUGACGAUCGUCCAUUGCAGGAAACGGUUAAAUGUCUUGAUGAAAUUGUUACAGACUUCAUCAUAGAAUCCUGCCACGAAGCUGCCUCAAUCGCGCACCACGCACGCCGCGCCAAAAUCAAAGUGGACGACUUCAAAUUCAUGCUACGCCGGGAUCCGACAAAACUAGGUCGAGUGAGUGAGUUGUUGGAAGCGGAUAAGGAGUUGAAAAGAAAGAGGAAAGCGUUUGAUACGGAUGAGGGGGCAGUCGCGAAGGAAAAUGUUGUUGGGAAGGAUGGUGCCACUGCUGGUGCUGCUGGUGUUGGUGCUGGAGUUGGUGGGGCGACUGAUGGGGCAGAGGGGAAGAAGGGGGAUGGGGGUGGCGGCAAAGAGAAGGAGAGAGAGGAGGGUGAGAGGAGGAAGAAAAAGAAAAAGAGGAAUAAGGAGGGGAGGGAUGGUGGUGGAGGAGGUACGGGUGGUGAUGAUGCGAGUACUGUGCGGAGCGGUUGAUAGUUGAGGUUAUAUUGUACCAAUAAGAGUGGGUUGCAUUGGUCACGGGACAGCACUACCAGGCGUUUAUGGCUUGGGUCAGAGGAGGCAUUAUUGGCGUUGAAAGGGUCGGUGAACCGCGAAAGGUAUUAUACAUGUACAGCAACUUCCGAACUCUCACUGUGUGUGGUAGCUUCAUGUCGUUCUGUGAAGUCCACCUACUGAUUCUCUAGACAUGAGGUGCAGGAACAGAUGAUGGGUAUCCUAGGCCACAGAUUGACCUGGAGAAAGGGAGAGAGAGAGAGAUGCAAGUAUUUUUAUAAUACAACACACUGGGCGUGUAUUUCUGAU
This is a messenger RNA of Lindgomyces ingoldianus, 1240 nucleotides long. RefSeq names its product TFIID-18kDa-domain-containing protein. The record is from RefSeq and is a predicted model, not a curated record. Gene Ontology annotation, cellular component: transcription factor TFIID complex. The transcript has 3 exons. Bases 338 to 910 code for a protein of 190 amino acids. NCBI's taxonomy places the organism in Eukaryota, Fungi, Ascomycota, Dothideomycetes, Pleosporales, Lindgomycetaceae. Gene Ontology annotation, biological process: transcription by RNA polymerase II; RNA polymerase II preinitiation complex assembly. Gene Ontology annotation, molecular function: protein heterodimerization activity.